AUGGAUGACAAACGCACGCUGUCAUACAUGAGCAAUGUGGCCGCCAAAUACAAAGUCCCCCGAAUCUCUGCACGGAACGCGGCUCUCAAGCGUUCUCUCCCCGCCUCGUGCUGGCUCCACACCUCCCCCGAGCUACAGGAUGCCAACAAGACCACCAUUGUCCAGUGCAGCAGAACCACUUACCUGAGGACCUACCCGCUGCUACUGGUCCAUCCGGACGGGUCCACCAUCACCAUCCACUACAAAGAGCCACGAAAACUGCUCACUCUGCCUAUAGACAUCACCACCCUCACAGAAGAAGAGCGGAAGGUGCGGCAGCGUCUCCGCGACCAGAGCAAGAAGGGGAAGGUGAAGGAGGAGAAGGACAUUUACCCCGACAUCAGCUUAGACGAGUACAAGAAGUUCUGGAAGAAAAAAUAA
Molecule: messenger RNA, 420 nt
Organism: Nanorana parkeri
Lineage: Eukaryota; Metazoa; Chordata; Amphibia; Anura; Dicroglossidae
Gene: MRPL55
Product: mitochondrial ribosomal protein L55
Exons: 3
Coding region: 1-420 (139 amino acids)
Biological process (GO): translation
Cellular component (GO): mitochondrial large ribosomal subunit
Molecular function (GO): structural constituent of ribosome
Source: RefSeq, a predicted model, not a curated record